UUGGGCACAGACCCAUAGUCUCAAAGAGGAGCAGAGUGCGAGGAACACACACCCACACACAAACAACCCUGCACACACAUACAUAUGUAGCAGCCUCAUCCACUGCCAGGACUCACAUAGUGAGGGCAACAGGAGAAGAGCCGAUUCCUGUUAUCGGGGGCCCCCAGAUCACAUCACAGCAGGAUGCUGGUGGAGGACGUGGUGGUGUCCCUCUCCGGAGGAGCUCCGUGGGGCUUCAGACUGCAGGGGGGAGCGGAACACGAGAGGCCCCUGCAGGUGGCCAAGGUUCGACGGCGCAGCAAAGCGUGCAGAGCUGGCCUGAAGGAGGACGAUGAGCUGGUUGCCAUUGGAGAUCAAACGUGUACGGAGCUCAGUCACAGUCAGGCCAUGAAUCUCAUCGACAUGCAGAGUGCCACACUCAACCUGAGGGUCAAGAGGGCUCCGGCCUUCUGUGUGUCCUCGGCCUCUCCUCGCGUCGCCGGACGGGGGAUGCUCUCGCCUCCAGUCGGGGGCGGAGUCUGCAUCACCUCCCCCCCGGACAGCGAGGCCUACUACGGCGAGACGGACAGCGACGCGGACAUACAGACGCCCGCGCUCCGGCGCCAACGACGGACUCCUCCGCACCCGCGGUCGCCGGCCCGCUAUGAGUCCCGCGACGAGGAGGAGACCACCUCGGAGAUGAGCGGGUACGAGAGCGCCCCGGACGGAGGGGGGUUCCUGCACGCCCUGUGGGAGCCCACCAGACCUCUGGAAGGCUUACCGGGCGUGCCCCGCAGAGAGCUGGUCUACCAGCCCCCCGAGGAGAGGGCCGCCGACCACCCCGCGCCACUCACGCCACACACUCUGACCCCUCGCACCCUCACCCCGACCCAGGACCAGGGCCUGAUGGACGGGGAGGGGGAGGUGGACAGCGGCUUCCAGGAGGCAGGGAGCUGCGUGCCCCUCGUGUCCCUUGAACGGGCCAAGGAGGCCAUGAUGAUGGGGUCCAGUAGGCAGCUGGUGCCCAUGGUGGGACCUCAGCUCGGACCCAUCAACGAUGAACUUUCCACUUCCUACGUGGACAAGGCUAUACAAGCCAAGCUGCAUCGCGGGGAGAGUGUGGUGGAGAAGCAGGUGAAGGAGGCGCGCACCAAGUGCCGGUCCAUCGCCUCUCUGCUGACAGACGCCCCCAACCCCAACUCCAAGGGGGUGCUCAUGUUCAAGAAGCGCCGGCAGAGGGCCAAGAAAUACACGCUGACCUGCUUUGGCAAGGCCGAGGGGGAGGACACUGAGGGGGACACCGGGGGGGAGACGGAGGAGGAAGAGGGGGGAGGUUCCGCCCUCAGCGGCUCUGAGGUCGAGGAAGAGGAUUUCUCGGCGUCCUACGACCCGACGUGGGACAGCGGCUACCUGGACCUGCUGGACCGCAUGAGCUCCGCCUGCCCGGGCACCACCCCCACCACGCCGUCCACCCAUCGCAACCCGGGGCUCGACCCCUCGGCCUAUCAGAGCCCGGGGUCGGAGUACACAGGGUACAACGGCGUGGCCUUCCAAGGCCCCAGGCUGGAGAGCGCCAGCGCGAAGCAGCCAAUCGCUGCGGCGCACGCAGCUCCCCACUCCGCCCCCAUGUCCCCCCACGCGGCGGCCCUGACCAACGGGGCGUCGAUGGUGGUCAGCCGGGCCAGCGUGGUCCUGACCCCGGCCGCUGCGGCACCAGGCUCUUACCAAGCUGGGCCCCAUCCGCAGCAGCAGCAUCAUCAUCAGCAGCCCACAGCCUACCAGCACCUCGAUCCCGCCGUGAACUCAGAGCACCACGCCCUCGCCGCCGCGCCCCCCAACGCCAACGCCGCCGCCGCCGCCGGCGUCCUGAACCGCACCGCCCGACCCUUCGGCUCCGGCCCCGGCGCCGCCCGGGCCCCCGUGGCCUUCCGUCCGCCCCAGCCCAGGCCCGCCGCCGCCGCCGCCUCUGUUGCCGCGGUGACCAGGCCGGUUACGGCCGUUUCCGCGGUGACGAUACAGCCGCAGCGGCCGUUGCCAGGGCCCGAGGCCAGGAGAGCGGUGUCCACCACCUCCCUCUACAUCUCCCCCAGAGGCAACGGCGGCAACAACAACAACGGCGCCGCUGCCACCUUCCCUCCCCCGCGCCUCUCCCCCGCGUCGCCCCCGUCCUCGUUGGCCUCCGCCCAACCCCCGCCUCAGCCCGUGCCCUUCUCCCCGCACUACUCAGGGCCGCCCGCCGCGUUCCCUCCCCCCUCCGGCCCCUACUCCCCCGCCAGCGCCGCCCCUCCCCUCGGCCAGGCCCCCGCUCAAGGUCCACCGAGCUGUCAAUCAGCCUCGCAGCCCUUCUCCCACCCCUCCCCUCCUUACCCUCAGCCCUUCUCCCACCCCUCCCCUCAUCACCCUCAGCCCUUCUCCCACCCCUCCCCUCCUCACCCUCAGCCCUUCUCCCACCCCUCACCCCCACAUGCUCAGCCCUACUCCCACACUUCACCCCCACAACCUCAGCCUUUCUCCCAUCCCCUCUCCCACCCCUCACCCCCACAAGCUCAGCUCUACUCCCAUCCCUCACCCCCACAACCUCAGCCUUUCUCCCACCCCUCACCUCCUCACUCCCAUCCCCUCUCCCACCCCUCACCCCCACAAGCUCAGCUCUACUCCCAUCCCUCACCCCCACAACCUCAGCCUUUCUCCCACCCCUCACCUCCUCACUCCCAUCCCCUCUCCCACCCCUCACCCCCGACCCCUCAGUCCUUCUCCCAUCCCUCACCCCCACAACCUCAGCCCUUCUCUCCCACUCUCUCCUCUCAGUCAUUUCCCUCUCCCAAUGGCCCGGCUCACCUCCCUUCCUCCUCUGGUAUCUCUGGCCCCCCCCCCACCCCCCCCCACCCCGCUGCUCCCACCCAGUUGGCCUCCCAGCCCCAGACCAACGGCUCCCCACCACAUCCUCCCCCUUCCACCUACACACACCACCCCCCUCCCCCUCAACCCUUCAGCCCCUAUAUCAACGUGACAGGUAGCCCUGUGACUCACCCGGCCCCCGUCGCUACCAUGGCAACCGCGGGGUCUCCGCAGCAGCCCCCUCCCCCUCCUCCUCCUCCUCCUCCUCCUCAGGCCGACUCCCUGGCGUCCCGGGAGCAGCGCAUCUCCGUGCCCGCCGCGCGCACCGGCAUCCUGCAGGACGCCCGUCGCCGUGCCAACAACAAGCCCAUGUUCUGCGCCGUGCAGAACAAGGACGUGUCGCCCAACCCGGCGCUGCUCUCCAUGCUGCAGAACAUGGACUCCCCCACGGGGCCCACCGGCCCGGCCCAGGCCCCGCCCCCCGCGGGGGACGCCGGGGGCCACGAGUCGGGCCCCGAGGAGGACUGGCUGCGGCUCGGGGCGGAGGCCUGUAACUUCAUGCAGGCCCAGCGUGGGCCCCGGCCCCCUCCCGUGGCCCCCAAGCCCCAGGCGCCCCAGGCCCCCCAGAUGGGCCAGAUGGAGGGUAAAGGCGGGCAGCUGUUUGCCCGCAGACAGAGCCGGAUGGACCGCUACGUGGUGGACCGCUCGCCCUCCGCGGCCGCCGCGCCCUUCUCCCCCGGGCGGCCCAGGGAGGCCUCCCCGACCCCCUCCCUCCCGGCCACCUGGAAGUACUCGUCCAGCAUCCGAGCCCCGCCGCCCAUCAGCUACAACCCCCUCCUCUCCCCCUCCUGCCCCCUCAAGGCCCAGAAGCCCCAGAAGGCUGAGGCGGGGCGAGCGGGCCCGAAGAGCGGAUCCAAAGCGGCCGCAAAGAAAGGGGGCCUCAAGCCCUUGGAGAUCAUGACUCAUCAGCCGUACCAGCUCAACUCGUCGCUCUUCACCUACGUGCCCGGCGCCCCCCAGAUGACCUCCAGCCCCCAGCGGCCCCAGCAGCAGCAGCAGCAGCAGCAGAGAGGCACGAUGGGGGGUUACCAGACCCCCAUGCAAACGGCACGAGUGUGCGAGGUCAAGCGCUUCUCCACGCCCCCCCCCGUGGCGACGGGGCCCUCCCUGAAGGUCCUCGUACCGCGGUCAGUCACCUCCCUGGGCGAGCCCACCUGGCGCUCCGAGCCCGCCUUCUCCUACCAGCCGGCCCCGGGCCACCCCCAGCCCCUGCCCCAGCCCCUGCCCCAGCCCGGCAGCCCCGCCUGCUACUACCCUCAGGCCUCUCAGUGGGCCGCCUCCUCCCCGCUGUCCCCUCCGGCUCCACCCGCUCCCACAGCUCCUCUCCCCCAGCUUCCCCACCUGACCUCGGUGCAUCAAGGGGCCCCCAUGCACGUCCCCACCUUCUCCCACCGCCAGGGAUCUGGCUCGGAGCAGGCCAACCGGCAGUUUAUCAGCGUUCCAGAUCUGAGCCCCACCAACGGGUACCGCCCCUCGUCCAGGAGCAGCCAGUCUUCGGUGGGCGGUCCGAGACCCAGGUUCAGCACCAGCAACCUGGGCCUGCAGCCCUGUGUCUGGCGGCCAGGAGCCACCAUGCACUGACGGGAGACGGCUCGGUCGAAUGAACUGAACAGCACCCCCUUGUGGCCGGAACCGUAGAGGACAUCUUUACACCAGGGGUCUUUUCAAUGAGGCCAUGUUGAGAUUUAAUUUAGUAGUAAGCACGGAGUAGUUGAUUUUCAAUUGGGUUUCAAAUCAAAUCUGUUCACCAUUAAGGCACGUUUUUUUUUUGUUUUUUUUUAUGUAUCUGUCACUUGGAGCACAUUUUAAUAUUCCUUUAGAGCUGUAGUCGUCCACGUUCAAUGUAGUUGUUUGCAUUUUAUUGUUGUUAUUGGGAACACUGUGUGAUAUAAAGAAAAUGUAAGAAUGACUGCGGUGGACGAAUCGAUAUGGUGGAGUUAAGAAACAUGGUCGGACCAGGUUGUGAAGGUCGGAAGACAACUUUGAUGAAAUGUACUGUAAAUACUUGAAGAGAUAUUAAUAUUGAGAAGCAAUGAUGAAUACAGUCUGAGGAAUCGGGUCGAAGAAUCCGGGAUGUGUUAAAAGAAGAGGAAGACAGAGACAGAGCGAACAGACCGAACUGAAAGAGAGGGAGAGAUAUAAAACAGACAAUGAAAGAAUCUGGGGAGCGGUUACCAAGCCCUCGUCCGCAGAUUGAAAAGCCAGUGUACGUGAAUACCAACCUCCCAAAUCUCAUUGAAUGUUCUUCGUAUUGUACUUUAAGAGCAUGAGCCAUGCUAAGGUAUGUUAAUGACUUUUUGUGUCAGUGGUUUAUAGAUGCACCUACCUGCUCUCUGUCACAGUGUUGUUUUGUGUGUGUGCCUCGAUAUAAUCUUUUUUUCACUGGGUGAAAGCACUUUUACCAUGAAUAAGGUGAUAUGGUAGUGGAGGGGGGGGGGGGGGGAGCUUGGGGGGCAUAAGUUUAUGUUAAAUCUAGAGUAGGGAACUUUUUGGCAUGAAAACAAAUGCAGUUUGAGGUAAAUAUAUUUUUAGCUGUAACUCUGUACCACAAAGCGAGCUUCGGAAUAAAAAUAGAAGUCACCUCA
Messenger RNA from Gadus macrocephalus (Pacific cod), 5462 nucleotides. Its product is annotated as synaptopodin 2-like protein. Gene Ontology annotation, biological process: positive regulation of actin filament bundle assembly. Gene Ontology annotation, cellular component: actin cytoskeleton; nucleus; Z disc. The coding region runs from base 184 to 4458 and encodes 1424 amino acids. The transcript has 5 exons. The record is from RefSeq and is a predicted model, not a curated record. Gene Ontology annotation, molecular function: actin binding. NCBI's taxonomy places the organism in Eukaryota, Metazoa, Chordata, Actinopteri, Gadiformes, Gadidae.